AUGAAAUGUAAAACUGGUAAGAAAGCAUUUAGUUGCUCCGAGUGUGGUAAAAGAUUUAGACAAAAGGGCACUCUAUCUGUACAUAUGAGGAUUCAUUCAGGAGAGAAACCAUUUAGUUGCUCUGAGUGUGGUACAACAUUUAGCAGAAAGUGCAGUCUAACUGAACACAUGACGAUUCAUACAGGAGAGAAAGCAUUUAGUUGCUCUGAGUGUGGGAAUACAUUUAGAAAAAGGAGCCAUCUAACUGAACAUAUGAUGAGUCAUACAGGAGAGAAACCAUUUAGAUGCACUGAGUGUGGUACAACAUUUAGCAGAAAGUGCAGUCUAACUGAACACAUGACGAUUCAUACAGGAGAGAAAGCAUUUAGUUGCUCUGAGUGUGGGAAUACAUUUAGAAAAAGGAGCCAUCUAACUGAACAUAUGAUGAGUCAUACAGGAGAGAAAGCAUUUAGUUGCUCUGAGUGUGGUACAACAUUUAGCCACAAGGGCUAUCUAAAUGUACAUAUGAGGAUUCAUACAGGGGAGAAACCAUUUAGAUGCACUGAGUGUGGUAAAAGAUUUAGCCGAAAGUGCAGUCUAACUGAACACAUGACGAUUCAUACAUGGGAGAAACCAUUUAGUUGCUCUGAGUGUAGUAAAACAUUUAGAAAAAGAAGCAAUCUAACUGAACAUAUGAUGAGUCAUACAGGAGAGAAAGCAUUUAUUUGCUCUGAGUGUGGUAAAAGAUUUAGACAAAGGAGCCAUCUAACUGCACACAUGAGGAUUCAUACAGGAGAGAAACCAUUUAGAUGCACUGAGUGUGAUAAAAGAUUUAGCCGAAAUUGCAGUCUAACUGAACACACAAAGAUUCAUACAGGAGAGAAAGCAUUUAGUUGCUCCUAG
This is a messenger RNA of Limanda limanda (common dab), 882 nucleotides long. Its product is annotated as gastrula zinc finger protein XlCGF57.1-like. Gene Ontology annotation, molecular function: DNA-binding transcription factor activity, RNA polymerase II-specific; RNA polymerase II cis-regulatory region sequence-specific DNA binding. The transcript has a single exon. The coding region runs from base 1 to 882 and encodes 293 amino acids. The record is from RefSeq and is a predicted model, not a curated record. Gene Ontology annotation, biological process: regulation of transcription by RNA polymerase II. NCBI's taxonomy places the organism in Eukaryota, Metazoa, Chordata, Actinopteri, Pleuronectiformes, Pleuronectidae.